Messenger RNA from Macadamia integrifolia, 1819 nucleotides. Its product is annotated as tryptophan aminotransferase-related protein 3-like. Gene Ontology annotation, molecular function: transaminase activity; carbon-sulfur lyase activity. The transcript has 5 exons. NCBI's taxonomy places the organism in Eukaryota, Viridiplantae, Streptophyta, Magnoliopsida, Proteales, Proteaceae. The record is from RefSeq and is a predicted model, not a curated record. Bases 48 to 1409 code for a protein of 453 amino acids. Gene Ontology annotation, biological process: amino acid metabolic process.
AGAACGACUACCACUGUUUAUGAUAAGGUCCAAAGGAGAUAACACCUAUGGUUCGCUUCAACUAUCCUCUCUGCCUCCCCUUCUCCCUUUUUCUCAAUCUCUUAUUCCUCAGUAGCUUCAUUCAUCGUCAGCUACAGCUUAGUUGGAGUCAAAAAUCAGCUGAAGAGGCUGAACAGGUUGCAGCUAUACCUUGCUCUGGCCAUGGACAUGCCUACCUGGAUGGAGUUACUGAUCAAGGGAAGCCCAUCUGUGAAUGUAAUUCAUGUUACAGUGGCUCAGAUUGUUCCGAAUUCUUGCCUCACUGCUUCGCCGACGCAGUUGAGGGAGAUCCUCUGUACUUGGAGCCAUUCUGGAUAGAACAUGCAACAAGUAGUGCAGUAAUGGUCCCAGGAUGGCACAGGAUGAGUUACACAAUGCCUAAUCAAUCAAUAAUCUCAGCCGAGCUUGAAAAAUAUAUUCGACGAUUACAUGUUGUUGUCGGAAAUGCGAUUUCUGAAGGAAAGUUCAUUGUGUUUGGUGUUGGAUCAAGCCAAUUGCUUCAUGCAGCUCUGUAUGCUCUUGCCAAAAGCAGCAGAUCACCGGAACCCACUAAUGUCGUAGCAUCUGCUCCUUAUUACAUGUUGUAUAAAGAUCAGACAGAGAUAUUCAAUUCUAAGGACUUUGAAUGGAAAGGAGAUGCAUCUCUAUGGAAGAACAUGUCUAAUAAUAAUUCUUCCAAGAACUUCAUUGAAUUUGUAACUUCACCCAAUAACCCUGAUGGUCAAUUACAACAUUCCAUCUUACAAGGCUCAUCUGUGAAAACAAUAUAUGACCAUGCUUAUUACUGGCCUCAUUAUUCAGCAAUCCCUGCUCCUGCAAAUGAAGAUCUUAUGAUCUUCACACUCUCGAAGGUUACCGGUCAUGCUGGCAGCAGAUUUGGGUGGGCACUCAUAAAAGAUGAAGAUGUAUAUCAAAGAAUGGCAGGAUAUGUAGACAUCAAUACCAUGGGUGUUUCUCGUGAUACCCAAUUAAGAGCUCUAGAAUUACUGAAGGUGAUCCUAGAGGAUGGAGGAAGGGCUUUCUUUGAUUUUGGAUACAAAACAUUGAAGCAGAGAUGGAGAAGGCUUAGUCAGACAAUCACUUCAUCAAAGCAUUUCUCCCUUCAGAACCUUUCAUCUCAGUACUGCACUUACUUUCAAACUGACCAUGAGCCUUCUCCAGCAUAUGCCUGGUUGAAGUGUGAGAGGGAGGAGGACUGGGAUUGUUAUGCUGUUCUUAAGAACGCGGGUAUCAUCGGUCGUCGAGGUAGCAAUUUCGGUGCUGAAGAUCAUUAUGUUCGUCUAAGCCUCCUCAAGAGCAGUGAUGACUUGAACUUGUUAAUGCAAAGAUUAGAUGAUUUAGUCUUCAAGGUGAUUGCCAAAGUUAUAUGAAUUAAAUCAAUCAUGUACAUGAUUAAUAUUGUAUACAGAUGUAAGCUGUUGUAAAGUGUUAAUCUGUAAAUUGCUCAUAACAGACUAUACUUCUUCAAAGUGGUCUCAAAGUAAGCUGAAGCAAUUCAUCAUGAGCAUGUCUUCCUCUGACAACUCAAUUGCAGCAUAGGAAGGCCAUUUUUAUGGCUAUCAUUCCUUUUGAGACAUGAGUGACAACCAAUUAUGUCAAAAAAAAGGGGUGUACCUGGUGCACGAGGCUCUUGCAUGUGCGAGAUCCGGGGGCAAGAACUACGCAGUCUUACACCGAGAGUGACAACCAUUUAUGUCCUUCCUCAAAAUAUGUUGCCUGUUUAUUUGAUAAGUUUAACACAAAAAUUAUAUUUAAUGAAGGAUUAGUUCUGCAUCUUCAA